CUAAGCUCGCCAAGCAAACGUUCUCUCGGCCUCACCACACCUCAAAGAAAGCAUCAUCACUCAAUAUUUCCCUGCGAAAUUGGACAAUCAGUCAACAAUAUGGCGCAGCCUUUGGAUCUCGCAAAAACUCUCGUCAAGUCUGUUAUGCGCGCCUUCUACGAAACGCGCUUCAUUUUGAUCAUUGAUGCGUUGAUCAUUCACUCUGCCCUCCGAGACGAUGACUUGGCGUAUCUGAUGGCAACGAACACAAAGGAUCUCCACAAGGCGUGUGGAAAGCUUAGAGAAGACCGAUUUCUAGCUGUGUACACGAGACUAGAAUAUCGAGAAGAUCCCAAGAAUCCCGAGGCGAAGCCACGUCCUGUCAAUCGAACCUACUACUACAUUGACUACCGCCAAACGAUUGACGCCAUCAAAUGGCGUGUAUACACAGUCGACAAGCAAAUCCAAGGCACCACGGUGCCGGCCAGCGAACGCAAGGAAUACUUCUGCGGACGGUGUAAAUCAGAAUGGACGCAAAUGGAGGUGCUUGACAACGUUGGCCCUACUGGCUUUGUCUGUCACCGGUGCAAUGGUCCGCUUACGCACGAUCUCGAGCGCAACUCCACAGGCCACGAGCAGUCGACACGACUAAAUAACCAGUUCAAGUUCAUCACCGAACUGUUGCCGCGCAUAGACGAGAUGAUUGUCCCAGAUAAUACCUUCGAUAUCGCAAUCAGUAAAGCCUUACCAGUUGUCCGCGACGCCAGUUACCAGAGCGUAACCACCAUCCCUGUUUCAUCCUUGCAGCCAACAUCAGUCAAGGGUCUCGAUAAUGUUGGGCCCAAGUCUAUGUCAGUCAGCAUCUCAACGGCGGACGGACCUUCAGAGGCUGAGAAGGCAGCGGAGAAGGCCCGCAAGGAGAAGGUCGCACAGCAAAAUGCACUUCCUUCGUGGAUGUCUAACAGUACGGUCACGGGCGAGUCCUUCUCUGCCGAGGCCAAUCCAAUGCCCGCCACCAAGGUUGAGGAGGUGGAUGACAAGGGGGCUUUGUCAAAGUCAGCAGAUAAUCCGGAACAUGCAGAGCUGGAUGACUACUUCGCCCGCCUCAAAGCCGAGCAAGAGGCUGAGGCAGCACGAGCAAUGGAGGAGGAGGAAGAUGACGACGAUGAUGAGGAUGAAGACGCCUUUGAAGAUGUCACACCGAGCAUCGCAACUCCGGCGCCGGCUAUCAAAGCUGAGCCCUCGCCAGAGUCUGAAGGAAGAGCAGUCAAGAAGGUCAAGGUGGAAGCACCAGCGGAUGGGGAUGACGGCGAGAGUGACGAAGACAUGGAGUUUGAGGAUGUCUAG
Messenger RNA from Colletotrichum lupini, 1326 nucleotides. RefSeq names its product TFIIE alpha subunit. The record is from RefSeq and is a predicted model, not a curated record. NCBI's taxonomy places the organism in Eukaryota, Fungi, Ascomycota, Sordariomycetes, Glomerellales, Glomerellaceae. Gene Ontology annotation, cellular component: transcription factor TFIIE complex. The annotation marks the transcript as partial. Gene Ontology annotation, biological process: transcription initiation at RNA polymerase II promoter; transcription open complex formation at RNA polymerase II promoter. The transcript is spliced from 3 exons.